This is a messenger RNA of Myripristis murdjan (pinecone soldierfish), 3309 nucleotides long. Its product is annotated as rho-related GTP-binding protein RhoE. Gene Ontology annotation, biological process: small GTPase-mediated signal transduction. The transcript is spliced from 5 exons. The record is from RefSeq and is a predicted model, not a curated record. Gene Ontology annotation, molecular function: GTP binding; GTPase activity. The coding region runs from base 200 to 886 and encodes 228 amino acids. NCBI's taxonomy places the organism in Eukaryota, Metazoa, Chordata, Actinopteri, Holocentriformes, Holocentridae.
CCGAGCGGAGGAGGAGGAGACCAGCCUGGGAGACGAGAGGCGUCGGGACAGUGAGGAGCCGGGAGGAUUGCUUGUUGGAAGGGAUCUGAGGGCUGUGUGGAUCUUCUCGUGUCCCUCUGACGUCCUUACGCAGCUCGCAAAGUCAAUGAGGGAGACGCAGUGCGCUCCGAAGGCUCUGUAGCUUCAGCCUGCAGCCGGGAUGGAUCCCAACCAGAGCGUCAAGUGUAAAAUAGUCGUGGUGGGAGACAGUCAGUGUGGAAAAACUGCCUUACUGCACGUUUUCGCUAAAGACUGCUUUCCAGAGAAUUACGUCCCCACUGUGUUUGAGAACUACACCACCAGUUUUGAAAUUGACACACAGAGGAUAGAGCUAAGUCUUUGGGAUACUUCAGGUUCACCCUACUAUGACAAUGUACGACCUCUCUCCUACCCUGAUGCUGAUGCGGUCCUCAUCUGCUUUGACAUCAGCAGACCAGAGACUUUAGACAGUGUGCUGAAGAAGUGGAAAGGAGAAAUUCAGGAAUUUUGUCCCAACACCAAAAUUCUGCUGGUUGGAUGCAAGUCAGACCUCCGAACAGACCUGAGCACGCUGGUGGAGCUGUCCAAUCACAGACAGACACCAGUGUCAUAUGAUCUGGGCUCCAACAUGGCAAAGCAGCUGAGUGCUCCCUACAUCGAGUGCUCUUCCCUCCAGUCUGAGAACAGCGUCAGAGACAUUUUCCAUGUGGCCACGCUGGCCUGUGUCAACAAGAACAACAAGAACGUGAAACGCAGCAAGUCCUCCAGGGCCACCAAGAGGAUCUCUCACAUGCCCAGCAGGCCUGAACUGACAGCAGUAGCACCUGACCUGCGCAAGGAUAAGGCCAAGAGCUGUACAGUUAUGUGAUUGGAAUAAUUUACCAAGACUGCUGUGGACAGUAUAGGGGCAAGAAACAGGGAAUGGGCACAACGCAUAGAGUCAUUCCCAUGUGCCAAGUAGAGAGAUAAUGUGCUGCUCUGCACUUUAAAUCAUCUGUAUUGCCCUUGGUUUGGAUAUGCUCCAAGUCUCUGAAGCAAGUUGCCCUUACACAGUGCCACAGGAGGAGUGCACAACUAGCUGGAAAAGCUCUGAGAGGAGGAAAACCGGAGCCAAUCGAUUUUCUGUCUUGUGAUGCCAGACUUGCUCUGUGUUGAUUACAAUAAGGCAGUAGUGGGAGAUGUGUCUAUCCUAGCUUGGUUUUUUGUUUUCCUCAUCCAGUUUCCUCAGAAAUGACAUUACACUCCUUUCUGGUCUAAAACAGUCAGACAAAAACAGUGUCAUUUUUAACUUCUGCCAUCCAAAAAAAUGUGAAGAUGGUGGAGGAGGUUUUGCCAGUGCGAUGGUUGCUCUUAAAAAGAAAAAAGCCUGCAAGAGACUACUGCUGUGUUCUUCCUCUGGUGAAAUGUAUGCAGAAGACAGAUGGAUCUCUAGCACUUACAGAUGGGGAAGCGACAGAAACACUGUGGUUCAGGUUGCCUGUCCCAUUUGGAGUCUCCUUUCUCUUCCUUUUUGUUACUGCCUUGAUGCAUUUGCCAAAUGGAAAUGGGAUAUUUGUGUUGUUUGAUGCUGUUGCACACUGUCACUCAGAUCUCAAAGCCUUCUUUUAAAUGUGCUCUCCUUCUUUUUGCAUAUCACUCUGAAACGGACUGAACCUCAGCAUAGUCCAAUCCAGUUGUUUUUGUCAGUCUGACUUUUGUUUUCACAACCAAAGAAAAGCUUGCCAGAAGUUUGCUGAUUGUGGAAAAUGCCUAGAGAUGCAGCUCAUGUCAACUUUGGGUUGAGAUCGAUGCUAUCAUCACCUGUGUGGCUGAGCUCUAGUGACAUCCACAUUCUUUACUACUAGGCUGAUUUGUCACAUGUCAUCUGUGUGACCCCAGCGUCAUGCAGAAGCUUGUGUCAGACCUUGGAAUUUCAACAGGAAGUGAGACUGCCUGAGCCUGAGCAGCUGUUGUUCAGAAAAGCCGUGCACGAUCACCUCCAGUUCACUGUCGGCUAUGCAAUACACAUAUUUUGGCCAUGGUCUGGAAUGACUGUCUGCUUUUUCAUGCCCUUCUGGAGGUGAUGUUGUAGAGUGGGAUAGUGCUGGCAAAAAGUUGAUAUUUUUGAUUUUUUUCUCCUCCUUAGUCCAGUCUCUUGGAGCUAUCUUAUGCACAUUACUCAAUGUAUGAUCUCCAGCGUGUAAAGCGUGUUUGGCAAGUUAAAGAUGAAGUCCACCCUUGAACUCACACUUUUUAUCUCUGUGAUUGUGGACAGUUCAACCAGUGCUUGAACACCCACUCAAAUUUAGAAUCCAUUACAUGUAGCCUUGAUUGUUUUUAGCCUUUAUUUCUAACUUUGGGAGGGAUGUUCAUGAACAAAAAGCAUGAUUCAGCUGUCUAUGUAUCAAAGGGGGGGUUUCACUUUAAUGGACCUUACCAGAGAUUUUGAAUGUCUGGCCUGUUUACUACAAUUUCCCCACAUUUUACAUUGCAGCAAACCAUUCUGCAGAUCAUAGAGAGAUUUCAAAACAUAAAAUCAAAAUCCCUCGUUUUUCAAAUAUGAAUUUUUGGUUGAAACAGCCACCUUUAUAAUGUUCCGCUUCUGCGGCUAACAAAGUCAACACCAUUUAUAAACCACAGAACUAAUAAUAGGCCAGAUAAAGCAAAUGUUUCCCCAGGGACUGUUUUCUGGUGGUGAUACCACCAUUUCACUUGACCCAAUCUGAAAUAUGAGAAUAAAUUUUCAUAUUGUAGUAGAAUGAAUAGAAACCAAUGGAUAAAAUGUGAGGAAAAUGAUAUGGUAAUUACAAAAUACACCUGCUUACGUGGAAAAGAUUAGCAGAAAUGUCAAGUAUAUACAUUUUGUAGAUAUUAGGCUAUGAAAUCAUAUAAAAUCAUAUAAAACAUAUAAAAUCAUUGGUAUGGUCCACUUAAAUUGUUAACAAAGUGGUUUGGGAGCAGAAAUGAAAAUAGUUUUUAGUAAGAGCUAAUGUGGAGGUAGAGACUGAGGUCUGUCAAACUGCUCCAAAACCCCACUAGAUGUCAUAUCAAACAGUUGCAACUUUAGGAUUCUGUUCAUUCAAAGUCUCAUUUUCUGAAUAUUCCCAAAGGCAGUAUUACCACCUACUGUAUGCUCUCUACGAAAAUAUUGAACUUUGAGAAGGUGUUAGCUGUAGAACAUAAGUUUGUUUUUUGUUUUUUUGAACGUUAGUCUAUUUGUAUGUCUGUAUAAUUGAUGUUUCCACAAUAUUUAUUGAAGUUCUAUAUUUUUUCCCUUGAAAAUAAAGUUUGUUGUACAGUGAAAUGAAUUCA